Molecule: messenger RNA, 598 nt
Organism: Suillus paluster
Lineage: Eukaryota; Fungi; Basidiomycota; Agaricomycetes; Boletales; Suillaceae
Exons: 1
Source: RefSeq, a predicted model, not a curated record
GAUGCAAGUAGCUCACAGUACGAACAUUUCAUCCCUUCGAUUCCUAGUACAUUGAAUGCACUUUGCGGUCAUAAGGCCUCGCUUCUCGUGUCCCAAAUGACUACUAGUUCUGCACGGCGCCCUUUCCACCUUCCAAGGUGUACUUUAUCCUUCACUUUGUGGUGUUAUGUUUCGAUGGCAUCACUACCUUUUUUCCAGCACUCUGCUCGUCGUUCAAUUCACUCAUCAGCUCCACAACUCCCGGAAUGGGUUUCAGUCUUCACCUGCUAUCCCUUCCCAAAUCAUUGACAUCCUGGAUCAUACAAGUAGAGGUUCAAUUCGGACAUCACAUUCUAAUUACUCACCUUCAAGUUGGCGAGCUCUCUCUGCAGCCAAAGAUAUGCAAGCUAUUGUCACUGCGGACGUUCGGGAAUGCUAUCUACGAUGAAAUAAAUGGACCCAAUCCUUGGAACGCCAGGGGAACAUGAGUGAGUAUCACAAUAUUUUACAUAUUGCUUUGAUCUCCAUUACCAUGUACCAGGUGCUGCGUGAUCGAUCUUGCGAAGUAACUUGCAGUCAAUGAUAGAUGAUUCUUCCUGAACACCGUACUAUCCCCAUC